Messenger RNA from Cotesia glomerata, 997 nucleotides. Its product is annotated as valacyclovir hydrolase-like. Lineage: Eukaryota; Metazoa; Arthropoda; Insecta; Hymenoptera; Braconidae. The record is from RefSeq and is a predicted model, not a curated record. The transcript is spliced from 5 exons. Bases 99 to 977 code for a protein of 292 amino acids.
AAAUUAUCACUGCUAAAUAUUUAAUUAGCUAGAAAUUCGAUCAUGUAUUCAUAGUACAUUAUCGGUACGUAGUUUUAAAAAAAAUUUAAACACGCAACAUGUUACUCAAAAAGUCCCUGAAUUUUUUCCUUAAUAACUCCGUUGUUUUUCAUCAAAUAAAAUUCAGAAAAAUUCAUGUAGGUAUUCGAAAUUUAUCACUUACUAGCGAUAUUGAGGAACGAAAAGUUAAUGUUAAGGGCGUUGAUAUUAAUUAUGUAAAAACUGGAGCUGGAAAACAAACUAUUUUUUUAUUGACAAGUACUUUGGGAAGUAUAUGGACUGAUUUUAAGCCUCAAAUUGAAGGCUUGAAUAAAGAAAAAUUUACAAUUAUUGCUUGGGACCCGCCAGGCUAUGGGAAAUCUCGUCCACCAGACCGAGACUGUUCAGGAGACCAUUUUGCUCGUGAUGCCGACUAUGCAUACGAAUUAAUGAAAACUCUGGGUUUUUCCAAAUAUUAUCUUGUCGGGUGGAGCGGAGGUGGAAUUACUUCAUUAAUUACCGCCAGUAAAUACCCCCAGUGUAUUGAAAAGCUCGUUUUAGAAAGCACUGGAUUUUAUGUAACUGCUGAUGAACUAGCGGUUUACCAAAGUAUGAGAGACAUUAACAAUUGGUCUGAAAAAAUGAAGGGCCCUUUGAUAGCUAUUUACGGGGAAGAAUAUGUGACCAAAGUUUGGGCGUCUUGGUUAGACUCAAUGGUCGAUGCUUAUAAAAAUAAAAAUGGGGAUCUCUGUAGCAAACAUGUUUUUAAAGUAAAGUGUCCUACGUUGAUCAUACAGGGAAGAAAAGAUGUUAUUGUCUAUCCAAAACACGCUGUUGUAAUGAGUGAAAUUAUUCGUAAUUCAAGAUUGAAAAUAUUUGAAGAUGGAGGACACAAUGUGCAUUUAAAAUAUCCUGAUGAAUUUAAUAAAUUAAUUACAGAUUUUUUUUUAGAAAAUUAAUAAGUCUUGACAUUUAAAAU